Molecule: messenger RNA, 2719 nt
Organism: Acanthaster planci (crown-of-thorns starfish)
Lineage: Eukaryota; Metazoa; Echinodermata; Asteroidea; Valvatida; Acanthasteridae
Product: sialate O-acetylesterase-like
Biological process (GO): carbohydrate metabolic process
Molecular function (GO): sialate O-acetylesterase activity
Source: RefSeq, a predicted model, not a curated record
GUGUCAUGUGAUUAACUUAGUAAGCCGAGCGCUAGCGAGGCCUUCAGUAAGUUGUAUCGUAUAUUCGUAACGUUAGUUGGAAAUUGGAAUCUUCCAGUUUUAUGUGUAGAUUAAGACAACUGUCCUUGUUGGUUAAGGACUUCCAAGCCUCUUUUCGUCACACGAAGAAUAUUUCGAUUUAAAAGGAGACAAAGAAAUCACAAAGAAGAGAAGAAUGAGUGGAAAUACAGGAAUGGCGUUGUAUUCUUCACGUCUGUUAUUACUGUGGCAACUAGUAGCUCAUGUCUGUGUUUUCCCAGGCAGUGUGCAGGCAGAGACCUGCAAGUUGGCCUCCUACUACAGCAAUUACAUGGUUCUUCAGCAGCAGCCACACAAUGCUGUGGUAUGGGGCUACUCUGACAUCAUGGCUACCAUUGAGGUCAAAGUUGGUGACAAGAUGUACAAAGCUUCAAUCGAAACUCAGUUUCCCAGUCGAGUUGGAGUCUGGAAAGUCAAGCUUGACCCCAUGCCAGCUGGAGGACCUUACGACAUUGUGGUCUUCUGUGAAGACUGGAGGGCAGUCAACACUGUUGUUCUGAAAGACGUCAUGUUCGGGGAUGUCUGGAUUUGUAGUGGUCAAAGCAACAUGGCGUUUACUGUAGACCAGAGUUUCAAUGGAUCUAAAGAGUUAAACGAAUCCAUCAACUAUCCCGACAUCCGACUGCUUGCUGUCAAGCAAGUCUUGUCGGAAACACCUUACAAUGACUUGCAUGGAUUGUAUGAGCCAUGGUCCAAGCCAUCUCCAGAAACCUUGGGCAGCAAGGCUGCGACUUUCACAUACUUCUCUGCAUUGUGCUGGUUCUUUGGCCGUGACUUGUAUGAUACUCUGCAGUAUCCAAUUGGGCUGAUCUCGACCAAUUGGGGAGGCACCCCAAUUGAAGCCUGGUCAUCCCCCGAUGUACUGAAAACGUGUGGCACAAGAAACAGGUCAGUAUCUAAGACAAAUGACAGACUCACCGGCCCAGUUAAAGGUCCUUCCAUGCCAAGCAGUUUAUGGAAUUCCAUGAUCCAUCCUUUGCUUAAUUUCACCAUCAAGGGAGCCAUUUGGUACCAAGGUGAAUCGAACACCAUGGAUCCAGAUCCCUACAAAUGUUUGUUCAAGACCAUGAUCAACGACUGGCGUGAGAAGUGGCACCAGGGCACAGAGGGCAGCACAGAUCUCCACUUCCCAUUUGGAUUCAUGCAGCUGUGUACCUCCAACUCCCCUUCCUCGGAGAUCAUUGGUCCGUUCCCGACACUGAGAUGGCACCAGACUUAUGACUACGGCUACGUACCUAAUGACGUCAUGCAAAAUGUCUUCAUGGGUGUCGGUAUCGAUCUACCCGAUGUCAAGUCUCCAUACGGACCGAUUCAUCCCCGUGACAAGCAGGACAUGGGAACCAGGCUAUCACUGGCUGGCCGUGCCAUUGCCUAUGGCCAGAAUGUCUCCUAUGCUGGGCCAUACCCUACCUCCUUUACCGUGAACACGACAACACUGACCUUAGUCAUCGAGUACAGUGGAGGGAAAGCUAACAUUAGGUUGGUUGGGAAGACGGGAUUCGAGGUCUGCUGUGGAGGGUCUCCCCCAUGCACGUACUACGACACAUGGGUACCAGCUAAGAUCACCGGGCAGCCAACCACCUCAUCCAUUAGUUUAUCUUACUACUGCUACAACAGAGACGCCACGGCUGUUCGCUACUUGUGGAGAGACAUGCCUUGUGCCUUCAAGGACUGCCCAGUGUACAGUGUGGAGAACAACCUGCCCGGACCGCCGUUCAUAUUGAAUUUGUAAAUUGGCCACCAUCGAAUACCUAAAUAAUCCUGUGUCUUUCAGAAUCUAACAAGAUUGAUUUUCUGUCUUGUUUGACUCGAUCGGCUCGAAGAUGUCCCAAGAAAAAUGUGAUGACUGCACAGGUGUUGGUUCUUGGUAGAUUCUGAUAGAUAUUGGGAGAAAUUUACCGCAAGAAAACUGCUCGGAAUGGGUUUUGAAGAGUUCAAUUUAUGGAGUAACUUAGCAACUACUCAAGACUGAUUAGAUUAGGGGCAGGAAUUAGGUACAGAAAUCACCAGCAAGAAACAAAUUUUUGAGCAAUGGAUUUAAUCUACCUACAUGUAUAUUAAUGGAGUCUGGGUUCGCAAUUAAAAGUUUUACAUUAAUUUUUUAAUGGUAUGUAUAAUACAUGGUCGCAUUUCUGGAAAGGCUGCUUUUUGGGUGUGAUCAGAAAUAUAGAUGUCAAAAGCACCUACCCUGAUAACUGAAAUUAUACUUCUUGCUGGACAAGACGAUGGCACAGUCUUUAUAUCAGUUCUGUUCAUCCUGCAAACCCUGAAAAGGGACUCAAGAUUUCAAACAUUGUUAAAGAGCAACUCUGAGGAAAACAUGUUUUCUCUGAUUUUUAUCUGUUCAAGUAAAUUGGAAACAUCCAAACUGAAUGCACUGUCGUUUAUUUUCAUAGCUUAACAAGCAAAAAAGGGCUUUUUCUCCUGUUCAUGCCAAGAUGCAACUUCUGAGCAUGCUGGAUGUAGAUUGCGUCAUUCAGAGAAAACUGAGAAAAUGAGGGAAACCCUUGCCCUGUGUUCAUAGUGGAUAAACCCUAGGCCGUUGUUUGGCGUGCACAAGAGAAUUAUCCACUACGAACACAAGGUGAGGGUUCCCCUCGUUUUAUAUGUUUUCUCAGAAUGAGGCAAUCUACAUUCAGAA